This is a messenger RNA of Pelagomonas calceolata, 4362 nucleotides long. Lineage: Eukaryota; Pelagophyceae; Pelagomonadales; Pelagomonadaceae. The record is from the annotation of a GenBank genome assembly.
GGCACAGUAGGGGGAUCGGGCAGAAGCGGUGGCUUGGAAGCGCACGCCUCGUGCCUAAACAGCUGGGAGCGCCAACUUUUGUCGUCCUGAGCGUGCGCAGCAGGACCUCCAUCUUGCCACCUGGCGGGCUGCCACCGCUGGGCUGCCCCUCCAUCCUGAGCACAUGGAGGUAUCAAACCUAUAAGCGCUGGGAUGUCGGGCUUUGAACCGCUCAUACCUCUCGCCGCAUGCGCCGGUGCGAAAGCUGCGAACAAGGCCGUAAAAGAAGUGACCGGUAAGUCGAUCGUGUCGCACUGCAAAUCCGCAGCGAAGGGGCUCCGCAACAUCGUGCUGCAAAAGGCGGUCGAAAAGGCAAGCAAAAAAGCGGAGGAGGUUCUCUUCAACCAAGAAGCGCGGGCCGAGUUCAAGCGACGCCUCGACUCUCUCGAAUAUCUGCUGGAUGACGUGGCGAGUAAUUCGGCGAUGGUCGCGGAUCCGUCCGUGGUUGCGGAGCUUGAAGCUUUAUGCUCGGUCCUUAAGAGCGCCGCGAGCGCCAGGCUCGACGCCGACGGGCGGAGCGACGCGCUGACCGCGAUUGAUCGGCACAUGAAUAGCCUACACCUGGCUCUCGCCGCCAACACGAACAAAAAAAUACAGAACGUUGAGGAAAAGCUCGACGGCGUGGUUGACGGCGUUGUUGAAAAGGUUGGGCAAAGGCUUGACGGCGCACUGGACACAAUUGGAGCAAACGUUGACCAUAAGCUUGAAGGCGCGGUGAAAAAAAUUGGAGCGAACGUUGAGCAGAAGGUUGACGGCGCGGUGGACAGAAUCGAGCAAAAAGUUGGAGACGUUGAAGCAAAGAUCGGUAGCGAUGUAGACAUGAUUAGUAGACGUCAAGAGAAACAAGAGCAAAAGCUCGACGAAACAAGAGGGCUCCUCACUCAGGGCCUCAGCGUAAUGCUGAGCUUUAUUUGCCGCGUUGACAAAGGCUUCGAAUUUAUAGCAGCGCUGGAAAAGGAGUUGCCGCCAGGCUGUGAGAUCGCGAACAUGUUCGCUGAGGCGAGGGGCACUCGCCAGGUCCACCGAGCGCGCGUCGCCGUGGACGACAAGGCGUCGCUCGACGCUCUGCGCGACCGCGUCGUCCUCAAGACGGAAGAUGACUCGUUGGAGAACGCCAUCAACAAAGCCCUGCAGACGACCGGCGGGGAGCGGAUCAGCGUCAAUCGCGGGGCGUUCCUCGAAAGCUACGAGCAGACCGUGAUGAGGUUCACCAAGCUCACGGAGCACCAGCGCGAGAAGCUCGAGACCGUCCGACGCGAGCCCGUUGCCGUGCUGCUCGCCCACGCGGGCGCGGGCAAGACGUUCUUUGCAAUCCAGCGCAUGGCACAGGUCCUCAGCUCUGAUCCCAGGGCGAUGCUUCUGUUCGUCGCGCGGAAUACCGCAUUGGCGUUCUUCGUCUGCAAGUGGCUCGUCUACGCAUCGCAAGAGUCGGUCGAUCGGAUCGUCGACCGCGUUCACGUGCUGGUGGCGCCGUUCGAAAACGGGCCGCGGCGCGUGCGCGUCGAAGCGGCGGGUGCGCGGCGGCGACUCUCGCUUGGCGCCGCGCAAAAAUGCGAGUAUGCGCUCGUCGUGGUGGACGAGGCGCAUCAUCUCACGGAAGACUUGCAGCUGCGCGAGCAGCUCGCUGGAGUGAACGCAGCGGAGGCGACCCUCGUGUUCCUCAGCGACGCUUCGCAGGCGACGGAGGCAACGCCUGACGCGGAGAAGCUUGCGCGCUCGCUAGUAAACUUGCCUCGGGAUCAGGCUGUUGCGGUCGCGACGCUCUCCGAGGUGGUACGGUCGACGAAGCGCAUCGUCGCUGGCGCCGCCGCGUUCCAGCUCGAUGCCGGCCGAAAAGCCGAGAUGUCGACGUACACGGCAUCGCCGGGGCCGCCGCUCGUGGCACGGAUCUUUCCAGUAGAGGAUGAUACGGAUGAUAUCUAUGCGCGUGAGGUCGUCGAAGCAAUUGCGGCCAUACGGCGCCAGCUCGCGGACCUUGACGAUCUGGAUGACCGUGUCGCCGUCGUGGGACCCGACGACGCGUUUGUCGAGCGGCUCCGCGGACCGCUAGACCGCGCUCUCGACUCCUUCGCCCCGAUGAGCGCCACCCUCGCGUCGACUUCCGACCAGCCUCCAGCCGCUUGCGGCACCUAUGUCCUCGACCGCGAAACGGGUGGGAUCGGUGGCGCCGCGUAUUAUUGCGCCGCGAACGGGCUCUACCUCUACGAGCGUUCAUCGGGUUCAUGGUGCGUCGGCAAGGCGCAUGGCGACAAGUCCUGCAAAGCCUAUGCGUCGCACAAGGGCUGGAGCUUCUACCUAAAUAAAAAUUGGACGCUGCGCAGUGACAUCACGCUGACCUUCGCGCGCUUCGAGCUCGUCGACGCGGCGAUGGCGAGCGCGGUCUGGCCGCGCGUCGAAACCGAAGCGCGCGACAGCUCGAAGCAGUGGCUCGUCGUCGAUACGGUCGACAACAUGGACGGUUUGGAACGGCUCGUCGUUAUUUGUGUGGGGCUGGACCAAGUCAUCGAUCGCGGCGCGGGCGUGCUCGAGACGCGGUCGCGUUUGUAUCGCGCGAUGACUCGCGCGCAGCUCGCGGUUGCUGUUGUGAAUGAAGCGGUACCGGGCGGCUGGCUCGAGUUCCUAGGGCACGUAGAGCUCGACGCUGAUGAAGAAUUUGAUGAGGCCGCGGAGCGCGAGAAUCGGGCGGAGGCGGCUGCCGAUGACGUCGUGGUUGCAGCGACCACUGCGGCCAAAUUGAAUGCACCGGAGGCGACGAAAAAGAGCGACGAGGGGCAUAGCGCGUAUCUAUCCGAGACUGUAAAGCAGUGGUCGCCCUCGAAUUGGACGUGCUCCGUCUGCAAGCGACCUAACGGCGCGCAGACUCAAGAGUGUGGCGUCUGCGGCACGCACAAGGACUACCAGAUGCGACGGCGCCGCCGAGCCGAGCCAAUCAAGGUCACGCAGUCGAUCUGGGACGCGAGCGCGGUCGCGACGGCGUCGCGCGGCAAACUGCGGUUCAUGCCGUUCUUCGAAGGCGUGGACCUGUCCAAGCUCGCCGUGCUACGGACGCUGGAAGGGCACUCGAAAUCCGUGCGGCGCGCGGUGUCCACUGUACUUUUGUGAUGAUCUGGCUUCGUCGUAGGUCACGAGCGUUGCCGUGUUUCCGGACGGGCGGCGCGUCGUGUCUGGCUCGUGGGACAACACGCUCAAGGUGUGGGGCAUCGAGACGGGCAAAUGCGUGGCGACGCUGGAAGGGCACUCGAAUUGGGUGCGUUGCGGCGUCCGCUGUACGUUUGUAAUGAUCUGGCUUCGUCGUAGGUCACGAGCGUUGCGGUGUUUCCGGACGGGCGGCGCGUCGUAUCUAGGUCGGGUGACAAGACGCUCAAGGUCUGGGACGUGGCGACCGGCGAAUGCGUGGCGACGCUGGAAGGACACUCGAAUUGGGUGCGUUGCGCGGCGUCCACUGUACUUUUGUGCUGAUGUGUCUUCAUCGUAGGUCGAGAGCGUUGCCGUGUUUCCGGACGGGCGGCGCGUCGUGUCUGCGUCGUUGGACAGGACGCUCAAGGUGUGGGACGUGGCGACCGGCGUGUGCCUGGCGACGCUGAAAGGGCACUCGAAGGGCGUGCGUUGCGGCGUCCACUGUGCUUUUGUGAUGAUCUGGCUUCGUCGUAGGUCUAUGGCGUUGCCGUGUUUCCGGACGGGCGGAGCGUCGUGUCUUGUGAUGGGGAAUGGGAGAAACCAGGAGUGGUCAAGGUGUGGGACGUGGCGACCGGCGAGUGCGUGGCGACGCUGAAAGGGCACUCGGACGGCGUGCGUUGCGGCGUCCACUGUACUUUUGUGAUGAUCUGGCUUCGUCGUAGGUCAAUUGCGUCGCGGUGUUUCCGGACGGGCGGCGCGUCGUGUCCGCGUCGCAGGACAACACGCUCAAGGUGUGGGACGUGGCGACCGGCAAAUGCGUGGCGACGCUGAAAGGGCACUCGCGUACCGUGCGUCGCGCGGCGUCCACUGCACUUUUAUGAUGAUCUGGCUUCGUCGUAGGUCGAGUGCGUUGCCGUGUUUCCGGACGGGCGGCGCGUCGUGUCUGGCUCGUGGGACAACACGCUCAAGGUGUGGGACGUGGCGACCGGCGAAUGCGUGGCGACGCUGAACGGGCACUCGCGUACCGUGCGUCGCGCGGCGUCCGCUUUUUUUGGUACUUUUGUGAUGAUCUGGCUUCGUCGUAGGUCCAGGGCGUUGCUAUCUCUCCGGACGGGCGGUGCGUCGUGUCUGCGUCGCGCGACCAGACGCUCAAGGUGUGGGAGGUGCCGAAAUCCUGAGCUACCUAGGACUAACUACAUACCUACU